AUGUCGGUCAACAUAUUUGGCGACCAAGUCACUGAAGAGCGUGCUGAGAACGCGCGUCUGUCGUCAUUCGUGGGCGCGAUUGCCGUUGGCGACCUUGUGAAGACCACGCUGGGCCCUAAAGGAAUGGACAAGCUGCUGCAAUCCUCCUCUUCGGGCGACUCGAUGGUCACCAACGACGGAGCCACGAUCCUCAAAGCUAUCCCUUUCGACAACCCUGCUGCCAAGGUGCUUGUCAAUAUUGCCAAAGUUCAGGACGACGAGGUUGGAGACGGAACCACGUCGGUGACCGUGUUUGGCUCUGAGCUUCUACGGGAGGCGGAAAAACUCGUUGAUCAGAAGAUCCACCCACAGACCAUCAUUGAGGGCUACAGAAUUGCCUGCCGCGCAGCACUGGCCGAGCUGGAGAGCCUAGCUGUCAACAACGUUGACAACGAGACCAAAUUCAGAGAAGACCUGAUCAACAUCGCCAAGACUACACUUUCGUCCAAGAUUCUGUCCCAGGACAAAGAGUACUUUGCCAAACUGGCUGUGGACGCUAUUCUAAGACUGCGUGGCUCGACAAACCUCGAUCGAAUUCAGAUCAUCAAGAAGGCGGGCGGCAAGUUGUCAGACUCGUUCCUGGACGAAGGAUUUAUUCUGGACAAAAGAAUCGGCGUUGGCCAACCAAAAACGCUCAAGAACGCGAAAAUCCUGAUUGCAAAUACCUCCAUGGAUACGGACAAGGUCAAAAUUUUUGGUGCAAAGUUCAAGGUGGACGCCACUAGCAAGCUCGCGGAGCUGGAGCGUGCCGAAAAGGAAAAAAUGAAGGCCAAGGUGGAAAAAAUUCAGAAAUUUGGUAUCAAUUGUUUUGUGAACAGACAGCUGAUCUACGACUGGCCAGAACAGCUGUUGAGCGAUGCCGGAAUCACCACUAUAGAACACGCAGAUUUCGAGGGUGUCGAAAGACUGGCCCUUGUCACCGGCGGCGAGGUUGCGUCCACUUUUGACAACCCAGAGAAGGUCAAGCUCGGCUACUGCGACUCGAUCGAGGAAGUUAUCAUUGGAGAAGACAUCAUGACCAAGUUUUCUGGCGUGGCUGCAGGUCAGGCUUGCACCAUUGUGCUUCGAGGAGCCACCGAGCAGGUUAUCGACGAGGCAGACAGAUCUUUGCACGACGCCCUGUCGGUGCUUUCUCAAACUACCAGAGAAACAAGGACUGUUUUGGGCGGAGGCUGCUCAGAGAUGAACAUGGCUCGUGCCGUGGAACAGGCCGCUCAGAAGGAGAGCGGCAAGAAGUCGCUUGCCAUUGAGGCCUAUGCCCGUGCUCUGAGACAGCUGCCAACCAUUCUUUGCGACAACGCUGGGUACGACUCGAGCGAACUGGUUUCGAGAUUGCGCUCAUCCAUAUACAGUGGAAUGAGCAGCUCGGGAUUGAAUCUAAACGAGGGAACAGUUGACGACAUGAGACGGUUGGGUGUCUUGGAGAGCUACAAGCUGAAGAGAGCCGUGGUGUCGUCUGCUUCUGAGGCGGCCGAGGUGCUGUUACGUGUGGACAACAUCAUCCGUGCCAAGCCUAGAACGGCGGACCGCGGAAUGCACUAG
This is a messenger RNA of Ogataea angusta, 1581 nucleotides long. RefSeq lists its product as uncharacterized. Lineage: Eukaryota; Fungi; Ascomycota; Pichiomycetes; Pichiales; Pichiaceae. The coding region runs from base 1 to 1581 and encodes 526 amino acids. The transcript has a single exon. Gene Ontology annotation, molecular function: ATP-dependent protein folding chaperone; ATP hydrolysis activity; ATP binding. Gene Ontology annotation, biological process: protein folding. The record is from RefSeq and is a predicted model, not a curated record. Gene Ontology annotation, cellular component: cytosol; chaperonin-containing T-complex.